GGAACUAGUGAAAUAGUUGAGUGUAUUUUCCAUAAGUGAAUUUCGUGCCAGGAAAACGGCGAGAAAAACUUUUUCGGGAAAAAAAUAUAGUAAAUAUGGAAAGCGAGAACAAAACAGAGGAGACAAAAGCCGGAGGCGAAGCUGAGGCAUCAGCGACGACAACGGCAGAGAAAACGUCUGAAAACGAUAAGAAAGAGGUAGCCGCUAGUGGUAAAGAAAUAGAAGAAACAGCACCAGCGGCAGAGAAGGAAAACAGUACUGGGGCUGGUGACGAAGCCAAUGAUAAGAAUGCGGAUAAGGCGCCUACAGCGGCAGAGAAUGACGAUAAGAAACCUAAAUCAGAGUCUGAUGCAGACAACAUAUCUGACGAUAAAGCCUCCACUGAUGAAGUUGAUGAUAAAAAGGCGGCACAGAAGGACAAACUACCCGAUGCCAAGGAGGCUAACGACUCGAAGGAAAAUGACGUAACAGAUGGUGAUGGUGAUGGGGAUGGUGAUGGUGAUAAGAAGACUGAAGGCAAGGAGAAGAAUGGAACAGUAGCAGGUGCUGCAGGCGGCGCCGCCACGGCAGUCGCUGCUGAUAAAAAGAAGCCAGCCAAAGAGCAGGGCAAAGAAAAAAAUGAUAAAAAGGUGGAGAAAAACAAAGAAGAUAAAGAUAAAGAAGAAGAAGCGGAGGGCGAGAAUAAAGAAGUAGAUGAGGAUGAUGAAAAUGUGGUGGCAUUAGCUGAAAUUGAUAGAAUCAACGAUAACAUUAAUAAAACUCGCGUAGAUGGACUCCAAACAUUGCAUGAGCUUUGUUUCGGUUCGGUUGGUAAAAAUAAUGUUGUAAAAAAGAAUUUACGCUCAUUUGCCGGUUUCGAGUUUGAAAAGGACUCUAGCGAAUAUAAGAAAAAGUUUGAUGCCAUUAAGAAAACCGACGCUAAGGCACUAAAGGGUAUUUGUGAUAUACUGGCAUUGGAGCGCAAAGGCACAAAAGAUGAGAUUGCAAAUCGUGUGCUAAAAUUCCUUAUGGAACCCGAUGAAUCGCUAUGCGUAGAUGAGGCUGCCGAAGAGGAAGAAGAAGAUAUUGAAGAAGAUGAAGAGCCAGUAGAUGAGGAAGAGGAAGAAGUUAGCGCUGAAGAGGAGCGUAAACGUAAACCCAGCAGCCGCGCACCCGCACGAAAUUCAACAAGUGGCCGCCCUAGACGCGCAACCGCUGGAAAAAAGAUGUCCGCUUAUGUCGACUUCUCGAGCUCGGAUGAAAGUGAACGCCAAGCAGUGCCGGCUAAACGAAAGCGUAACGAUGGCUCCGAAUCGGGCUCAGAUUAUAAUCCGUCAGGCGGCAACUCUGAUUCGGAUGGUGCGCGUGGCGGCGUUCGUAAAGCAUUGGCACGUGGUGGGCGCGGCGGCCGACCAGUACGUAAAUCUUGGAAGAAGAAUUCAGAUUCUGAAGAAGAUGAUUUUGAUCUAUCAGAUGCCGAUAGUGAUGUGCCGAAACGUAAACGCGCUACACCUGGUAAACGUGGCCGACCUGCUGUUGCUGCUACUACCAAACGUGGUACACGUGGACGUGCUGCCAAAGCAACUAAAUCGCGCAAGCGCAAGGACUCUGAAAGUGAGGAAGAGGUGUCUGAAGAGGAGGAAGAAGAGGAGCUGUCUGAUUUCGGCAGCGAUCAGAGUGAGGAAGAGGAGUCCAAGAAGUUUAAGAAACCCCCGGCGCCUGUGAAAAAUGCUAAAACUAAUAACAAAGCCAAAACGCCAGUCAAACCUGCUGGUCGGCCGAAAAAAUCAAGCAAAAAAGAGGAGGAAGAGGAAUCCGAUGAUGAGGAUGAGCCACUAAACAAGAAGGGAAAAGCGACAUUCCCCACGGAUGAGCAAAUACGCAAUUAUGUUAAGGAAAUAUUAGAUAAAGCAAAUCUUGAAGAGAUCACUAUGAAAACAGUGUGCAAGCAAGUGUAUGCAAAAUAUCCCGAUUUCGAUUUAACAGAUAAAAAGGACUUUAUCAAGGCCACGGUGAAGGCGCUAAUUGCGGCAUAAAUGCAGGCCACACAAGUAUGUGCAAAAAACUCAAAACAUUGCAAUAUUGCAAAUUAAAAAGGCAGCGGUGCUACAGCACAGCAAGUAUGCUAACCAACAAUUGUUGUCAGUCUGCGCCACAGCAUCGGUGUAUUUAUAUUUAGCUAUUGAAGACGGUUUAAAUCGACGAAUUCAGGAGCUUUAAGAUUUCAAGAUUUUUUUUGUCAAUAUUAAGAUUGCUUUUCAUUACUCCCCUCCGGCUCUUCCUAAGUUGGUGCACCAUGUGCAUUCUAAUUGAAGCGAAACACACUCAAAACAAUUAAAAAAAAAAACACAAAUCUUUGAUUAUUUGACUAAUUUUAUUUCAACUUGAUCAUACACAAAUGGUGUGUAUAAUAACUUGUCAAUGUUGUAUUUCUUCUUUUAUUAUAUAUCUAGAUACUAUAUACAUCCAACGUUCUUUAUUCUCAUUUUUUUACAUGAAUGGUGUACUUGCACACAAAACUACACCCAUGCAUACAUAAUAUAUUUUGUUUUUAGUUCCAAAGCAUUGUAUAAAUACUAGCUUUUCUUAUGACUUUCAAGAGAAAAACAAAAAAAAAUGUGGAAUGCAAAUUUGUAGAAUUUCUGUAAAAUGUUUAAUUAUAAUAAAACGCAAAAACCCUAAACAUAAUAAAAUGUGCGUAAAGUAAGAUUACGUAAAUUAUAAUAAACAAAUGGAAAACAUAUACAAAAAGUAAAAAUCAA
Rhagoletis pomonella (apple maggot) is the source of this 2741-nucleotide messenger RNA. RefSeq names its product protein DEK (gene Dek). The record is from RefSeq and is a predicted model, not a curated record. Gene Ontology annotation, molecular function: histone binding; DNA binding. Gene Ontology annotation, cellular component: nucleus. Bases 96 to 2015 code for a protein of 639 amino acids. Gene Ontology annotation, biological process: regulation of double-strand break repair; chromatin organization. Lineage: Eukaryota; Metazoa; Arthropoda; Insecta; Diptera; Tephritidae. The transcript has 13 exons.